CAUCGUUUCCUCGAGCGCUCGUCUUUCGUCUACCUGAAGCGACGUGCAUACACGACCAUGGCAAAGGCAAAGAAGACAAGAGCGGCGUCCGUGAAGAGGAUGAUCAAGGCCUCGGACAUUCGACUAAAAGAGAAUCAGGCCAAGCAAGCUAAGAAAGAGGAAGAGGCUAGAGAGAAAGCCGUGCGACGAGUACCCCAAGUCGCGUCCUCCCUCUUCUUGGCUCAUAACACCGCCCUCGUACCUCCCUACCGCGUUCUCAUCGAUACCAAUUUCAUUAACUUCAGUCUACAAAAUAAACUGGAGCUCGUCAGCGGCAUGAUGGACUGCCUCUACGCGAAAUGCAUACCCGUAGUCACCGAUUGUGUCAUGGCCGAGCUGGAGAAACUAGGCCACCGCUACCGCGUAGCCCUCCGCGUAGCGCGCGAUCCCCGCUUCGAGCGCCUGAAAUGCUCGCACUCGGGCACGUACGCGGAUGACUGCCUCGUCCAGCGCGUUACGGCGCACAAGUGCUACAUCGUCGCGACGUGCGAUCGCGAGCUCCGGCGGCGGAUUCGACAGAUUCCGGGCGUCCCGCUGAUGUAUAUUGUCCGCCGACGGUAUGCGAUCGAGAGGCUGCCGGACCAGGGGGCGCCGUCGUAGGCUGGCCUUGCUACUUAUCUGCAGACGGCAUCGCUGUUUGAAGGCGGGAUGCGCUGUUCGUGGUGAUCUCUGCGCGCCGUGCUCGGCGGGAACGUUAAUUGGUGGGCGUUCACUGCUCCGCUGGUGCGGUCGGGCUUCAGGUGUAUUUCUAGGAUUGUUCUUGCUUUGCUGUAUCAUUAUUCGGCCCACUCCAACUCGCAUUCGUGUUGUUGUCCUUGACGCCAGCUUCCCUUACGACAGGCUCUUGACAUCAGACUGUUCUCCCGCAAUACCGCCUGUUCAUCUCGUAGAUAUCCUUGUCCAGUCAUGUCAUCCCAAAGUCAUCACACUCAAAAAUGUACGGGACGUAGCGGCGUCAGGAACCUCCCCCACUGCCUCUACGAGAUUUACAUACUGGAUCCGGG
Messenger RNA from Schizophyllum commune H4-8, 1043 nucleotides. RefSeq names its product Fcf1-domain-containing protein. Gene Ontology annotation, cellular component: small-subunit processome; nucleolus. Bases 58 to 639 code for a protein of 193 amino acids. The record is from RefSeq and is a predicted model, not a curated record. NCBI's taxonomy places the organism in Eukaryota, Fungi, Basidiomycota, Agaricomycetes, Agaricales, Schizophyllaceae. The transcript is spliced from 6 exons.